GACGCAUUUUAACCACAUCCAUAUGGUUCUAGAUUAGAUGUGGGAAAUAAGAAAUCUGUGCUGCUAGCUAACAUUUCACAGCUGUUGCCAGCGACUGCAACGGCCGGAACAGACGCGGAACAGAAGUGCCGCUAGAUUCUAAACACUUUACGGAGAAAGUUUAUACCGUUAACGAUUCCUGCUGGUUGCUUUUUUUUGGACGUUUUGGACCAUGUCCUCGUCCAAAUAGCCGCGUUGGAGGUCGAGGAUGGCCGCGGACGUGGAUAAAACAAUCCCCAAGGAUGAGAGCAAAAUUUCACAGCGGAAUGGGCAUCUGAGUCCGGGCUCUGGAUCCUGGAUCUCCAGGGGGAUCUGGACGCUGCUCAUAGUCGCCGCUGUCCCUCUUCUCGCCUUCGGGAUCAAGUCUUAUCAAGAUGCCCAGCUCCUCCAACGUCACGAGGAGAGUGUUCGAACCCUGGGUGCAGAGGGCCUUUUUCUUUUCUCCUCCCUGGACACCGACCAUGAUCUUUACCUCAGUCCGGAGGAGUUUAGACCUAUCGUUGAGAAACUCACAGGAAUCACACCCCCGGUGGAUUUUGAGGAGGAAGAGACCCACGACCCCAAUGGAGAGACUUUGACAUUGGAGGCCAAAAUGCAGCCUCUGCUGCUCGACUCCAUGACAAAGAGCAAAGAUGGUUUCCUCGGGGUGUCUCACAGCUCUCUGAGUGGGCUGCGCUCAUGGAAGAGCCCAGCAGUGCCUUUUUCCUCCUUCUCUGCCACCCAGUUUAGGGCCCUCUUGCCCCCAAAGAACAAGGUGGGAGUGGGUGACACGUGGUGGGUGAUUCCUAGCGAGCUCAACAUCUUCACUGGGUACCUGCCCAACAAUCGCUACCACCCUCCCUCACCGAAGGGCAAAGAGGUUCUCAUCCACUCAUUGUUGAGUAUGUUCCACCCGCGGCCCUUCAUCAAAUCACGCUUUGCUCCUCAGGGCGCAGUUGCCUGCAUUCGCGCCAGCAAUGACUUUUAUUAUGACAUUGUGUUCAGGAUUCAUGCAGAAUUUCAGCUCAAUGAUGUUCCAGACUUUCCCUUCUGGUUCACCCCGGGGAAGUUCACCGGCCACAUUGUUCUCUCUAAAGACGCAUCUCAUGUCCGUAACUUUCACCUCUACGUCCCCAAUGACAGGUCUCUGAAUGUGGACAUGGAGUGGCUGUAUGGGGCCAGCGAGAGCAGCAACAUGGAGGUGGACAUCGGAUAUCUGCCACAGUUGGAGCUACAGUCCACGGGCCCGUCCACUCCCUCCAUCAUCAUGGACGAGUCGGGCAACAUCAUCGACAAUCGAGACGGCGGCGAUGAGCCGAUCCAGUUCGUCUUCGAGGACAUCCACUGGACCUCAGAGAUAAGUCGGCAAGAAGCCACCCGACGCCUCGAGGUCACCCUCUACCCCUUCAAGAAGGUGUCCUACCUGCCUUUCUCAGAAGCCUUUGAGCGAGCUGAAGCAGAAAAUAAACUGGUGCAUUCCAUUCUGCUUUGGGGGGCAUUAGACGACCAGUCCUGCUGAGGUUCGGGGCGAACUCUCCGGGAGACAGUCCUGGAAAGUUCGCCCGUCCUGGCCCUGCUCAACCAGAGCUUCAUAAGCAGCUGGUCUCUGGUCAGAGAGCUGGAGAACAUGCAGGCUGAUGAGCAGAACCCCGUGUUGAGUGAAAAGGCCCGGUUACACCUGGAGAAGUACAACUUCCCUGUGGAGAUGAUGGUGGCAAUGCCCAAUGGAACUAUUGUCCACCACAUCAAUGCCAACUUCUUCCUGGACGAGACGGCCAUGAAACCAGAGGAGGAAGGAGCAACUUUCAGCUUUUCUGGUGGGUUUGAGGACCCCUCUACAUCCACUUAUAUCAGCUUCCUCAAGGAGGGGUUGGAGAAAGCCAAGGAGUACCUGGCACAGUAAUUUGUGCGUGCGAUAGAGCAUGAGAGACUAAGAGGGAGGAAAUGAUCGUCAUUCCUCUGGGUAAUGAUCAAAGAUAAGUAAAAGCCUCCAGCAAUUCUGUAGAGAAGCUUUCUCAUCAGUGUUGGCGGCUGCAAAAAUAUAUCCUCUUUGUUGCUAUUUAUUUGGGCGUCUCUCUCAUCAUAUCCAGUGACAAACAUAACAGGGAAAUAUUGCUUCUCAAACCUAAUGAUACUGUCAAUAUCGUAUAUAUUUUACUGCGAUACAAAGCAGUAACAGAUGUUAACACACUCAGAUCAGCUCUCUGUAGCUGCUGAUUAAAGUUUAUAUCAAAUGUAGACAGAAGCUCAUCAUAACACACCGAAAAUCCUAUAUUUCUUCUUUUACAUCCCAGUGUCUCAUGUGCAAUAUUUAAUGACUUGAGUGUGGUUUCCUGCUGCUGAGCGUACCCAGAAGCAGAGGGGGGGCUGGUGCAGCUGUUGCCUUUAGUUGUGUUUCAGCAGUUUGUGAAGACGUUGCCUGAAAGCUCUCUUCUGGGCCGGGCGACGCCUGAUGUUAUUGCUGAGGCUGCUGGAGGGAACACCCCUCUCUGACUCAGGGGACAAAAGCAGCAGGAAAAACUAAACUGGGGUGUGGAAAAUAAAACUAUUAAUUCUGUUUUUUAUAAUUUUGAAACCAAAUGUUAAAUAUUUGGAAGAAUUGUAUUUUUUCUUUUUUUGAGGAAGUUGUAACCACACCAAAGAGCAUCGUUUUUAAUAUGUACAGAAGCUGGCCUGCAGCUAGAACAGCUGUCGAGGUUCAUAUUUAUAUAACUAAAUGGAACCAAAUGGUGUACUGCUGUUUUUCCGCUUUAAGGAUCCACUCAAAACAAUGUAUUUGCUCAUGACUUUAGCUAGACAAGAUGAAA
Anarrhichthys ocellatus (wolf-eel) is the source of this 2825-nucleotide messenger RNA. It is a transcript of the gene selenon, whose product is annotated as selenoprotein N. Lineage: Eukaryota; Metazoa; Chordata; Actinopteri; Perciformes; Anarhichadidae. The transcript is spliced from 12 exons. Gene Ontology annotation, biological process: skeletal muscle fiber development; calcium ion homeostasis. Gene Ontology annotation, molecular function: calcium ion binding. The record is from RefSeq and is a predicted model, not a curated record. Gene Ontology annotation, cellular component: endoplasmic reticulum membrane.